Menidia menidia (Atlantic silverside) is the source of this 3827-nucleotide messenger RNA. The record is from the annotation of a GenBank genome assembly. NCBI's taxonomy places the organism in Eukaryota, Metazoa, Chordata, Actinopteri, Atheriniformes, Atherinopsidae.
AAGAAAUAAAUAAUCAAACGGGAAUAGGCUAUGUUUUUUUGUUUUUUUUUUUUGCUGGCAGAUAACUCCCCGGAUAGAAGCGUAAACACGAAGCAUGAGAGAGUAUGAGAGACGGGCAGAUGACAGGAGCGAGCCCUCUGCAGAUGCUCCCGUAGGCCGGCGGGAAAACGGUGCAACACAGCAAAGCUGUUUCAGGGCGUUGAUGUUCCGACGAGAACCAUUCAGCCUUCACUGUGGGUCAAGACAAUGAAGCUGCACUGAAAUCUGAUUGGAAGAGAAGAAGAAGGAAAAACAAGGCAUAAUAAACCAUAUGGGAUUUGGUGAAUCCGGAGAGCCAACCAGAGCUGGGAAUGGCAUCAUCCACAGCCUUGCCGUUGUGGACUGUGGGUGACAUUUCAAACCUCUCUCUUCUCGGCCACCCGGGAGAGGUGAUGCAGGAUUAAAUCACAUGCCCCGUCAGGACUGAUCACAAACCGGCAGCCACGGAAACCUCAUUCUCUUGAGUUGAGGCGCCCUUGAAUCGUGCCCUGAGGCUUAAGCAGGAGUACACUUUCCCAAGUAAUUUGCUUAUCUCUGCUUAUAGGAAGCACUCUGAUAAACCUCUACAAAAUUAGUGUGUUUCCAGUCAGGGCCUCAGAAAAGACAGAAGACAGAUCACUCGGAAGCUUUUGAAGGAACUUGAAUAAGGUCGCUGCUUUGACUGGGGUGAUGGGCAAUAAAAACACCAGCACACCCAAAUAUACUGAAACAGAGGAGAUGCAAAAAGAAGGAGUGUUCGCCGAUGGUGUCACAGGAGGUGUGUACACAGAUGGUGCACAGGGGCCCAGCCCAGAACUGCUGGUGGCUUUGGAAUCCCUUGGAGACAACAGUGACUACACUGUACUACCACACUCAUUACACCAGAAAAACAUAAAUGAAGGUCUGAGCGACAAUCAGAAGAAGGAGACCUUACAAACCAGCCUCGAUGAGGUCAACUCUCUGGAAAAGACAGAUGGCAACGAAAAGAGAGAACAGAGCGCAAAACAGAAUCUUGAGUCCCCACUGUCCUCACAACACACAGACGAGGAGGAUGGAAGAAAAGACACAUGUGAAGAGGUACAGGAAGUAGAAGAAGUGGAGGAAGAGGGACAGUGUGAGGAGACACCAGAAGAGGAGUUGAAAGUGGAGUGGCCAACAGGAGUAACUCAGGCUUCAGACAAGGACCUGGCCAAACUGUCCCAUACAGAAUGGAACUCUUCCCCAGAUGGUCUUGUCUCCAUUUUGAAGAGGAGGCGAGCAUCACUUGAUGGACUGCCCCCCCCAAACAGCUCUGAUGUGAAACAGAGCUCCAAACGCAAAGUUCGUUUCAGUGAGCCAGAGGACGGCAUAGAGCAAGAUGAGGUGGGCGGAGAUUCCUGCCUUAUCCUGCUACUGCUGUGUCUGGUCACUGUGGUGAUCAGCAUAGGUGGGACUGCACUCUACUGCACCGUGGCGGACACCUACUCAAACAUCUGCACCGACUUUACUCACAACGUCGACUUCUACGUGACGAAUGUACGAGGGUUCAUAGAAGGGCUCGGACACUGGCUGCCACUCAGAACUUAGACCCACUCGUCUGCAUUCCAGGCGCUUUGGACCUUUGUGCUGUAAUGCAUAGAGACUGAAACUUAGAGUCAAUAAGAUGCUGUCUUGACAGGCCAGCAGUAAUCUGAUUCAGCUGGCCAGUUGGCAGAUUAAAGCUUUGUUUUGGUUCAUCUGAACAAAAGCGCUUGCAGGCUUCUUCUCAGUAAGACUUAGGAAAUAAAACGUACUUACUUAAGGUACUUACUUUCAUGUAAUUGCCAAAAUGCGUGAACUACAGAUAUGUUCAGUCUAAUCAACUACACUGGAGUAUGUAGCAUACAUCAAUUUUAGGCCACCAACACAAUGCAAAAAGGUUGGACAGUAAAGCUUUAACACUUUAUUACAUUGUUAUUUUUUUUUCUUCCCUUUUUUACACUUCCCAUGAUGCAUUCUUUGGUGUGUGACAGUAUGCAGUCAUUGUUGACACAUCUUAUCUUUCGAAAGCGGUCUAGUACCUUAUCCUCUGCAGCUCUGAGUUUGUAAUGCGAACAUGGUUUAGUUUAGUAUUUUUCGUUGGGAAAUGAAUAGUUGUUCUCAAACCUCAGUACACUUUUCAGCAUUAAUGCUGCCAUCACAGAUGUGUAAAUGAGCUUUGCCACAAACACCUUAAAUUGAACCUUCCACCAUCCCAGAACAUAGUUUGUGGACUUCUUGCAGGAUUGGCAUUUUUUCCUCGAAUGUCCAAUUCUUCUUAAAAAAAACAAUACAAAAAACAUUGGACUAUUGAUUUUAUCUAAUGACAAUUCACAUUCACUGUGUUUGACCUAGAUAAUGCUUUUGGAUAUAAAGUGAGACUUCUUCUGCUCUAUAAAGAUUUAAAGGCAUUUGUGCAUGUAUACUAGUGCUUAAAAGAGGUUUUCAACUGUCGCCCCCUUCCCAUGAGUUUGAAAGAGCUAUUGAUGAUCUUUGGGGUCAGGGAUUAUACUUGUCAACCUUUUGGCUUGCUCUAUUGCCCCCAAUGCACUGAAAUUCCUCCAGAUUCCUCGAAUAGUUCUAUUACAUGAUUCACUGUAGAAGGAGUAACAUUAUCUGUAAAACAUUUUAUCAUGUUUGCUUCUCAAAAACUCAGCCAUGUAUGACUACAACUUUCGCACCAAAUGAUUGAUAUCUUUUAUUGAUUAUUAGUUUGAUAAUUAUUUCAAAUGUUUUUCCGUUUUUAUUAAAUGUUUUACAAGACAAACAUUAAAUAUCCUUACUUCAUACAUCUUGAAAUGAGAAAAAUAUAUUAUUUAAAACUUUUUUCUUCUUUAAAAGGACCAUGUCUGAAACAACCCCAGCUUCUGAAGUUGUAGUGAACAAGAAGUAGUCCUUUUUUAGUUGUUUCUCAUACAUUUGUAGCAUUUAUACCUGUAGAUUCAUGUUUUUUUAAAACUUUUUUAGAAUCUUUACAGUGACAGUUUGUUUUCAUGUUGAGAAGGUUUGGCAUGAUAUACAAGGUCAUAAAUGGGUUUUAAUAUUAAAAUGGGCCAGAAGAUUAUCUAAAAAAAUCUCAACUGCAUGAGUACACUGUAGAAGUCUGCAUGUUUACCUCAACAUAAAUGGGUACUUCCAACAUUCCUCCUCUCAAAUCUUCUUAGAAUGAUCAGUUCACAAAGAAAAUAAGCAUUUUACUGUCUGUGCCUUAAUAAACGUGACACAGGAUAUUAUUUGUCAGUCUGCACAAAUGUGUAGUCUUUUGUGCAUCCAUCAUAUUGAUAAGUUUGCAAUACAAUGACCCUCUACAUAGUAAAACUCCUGUAUGUGUUUAGUUACCAUAUUUAACCCCACUCUGUUAAUUCUAUUUUGUUAAUUCAAUUUGUGUUUCUUUUAGUUUUUUGCCUUGAGAAGGAAGAUGUAUAUGUGUGUGACUGCAGAGCUUUGUUGACCAACAGCAUUUCUUAGGUGCUUCAAUUAAAGCAACAAAAAAUAAGGCUGUAAACAGAAGCUGUAUUUAUAUGAGAUUGUGAAAAUUAAACCUGACCAGCAUGCUUCUUUAGCUUUUUUAUUUAGACUGAAUUUUCAGUUUUUCACUGAACUUCAGAUGUGUACAAAGCAACAAAUAUUACCUCUGUAUUUUCAUUGUGGAAAUUGUUUACCAACUGUUUGUAUUUUGCAAUAUGCAGUCUUUAUGUGUUUCUAUAUUUUGUUAUCUUGUGUCCACAAGUACAAAGUGUCGGUGUGAUUACUCUGUACAGGUUUGACCUGAAAUGUUGCAUCACAUUUAGUGUAAAAAUCUAAAAAAUAAA